AUGGGCCGAUGUACGAGCAUCGCUUUCCAACCAAGUGUCCUCUUUCUUCUAGUGCCAUUGGCAGUGCACUGCGCCAAAAUCUUACUCGUGUCUGUUCCUAUAAACAGCAAAUGUUUGGAGGUGAGCUCAGUGGGACAGGAGCUUGCUAACAGGGCACACAACAUUUCCCUCUUGUUAGGAUCGAAUUUUAACCACAAAAAUUACUUCCGGAAAAUUAGUCAUAACCAGAAAACAAUUCACCCAAUCAUCAUUAAAAGCAAACCCGAUUUGAAGACUAUAGAACAGGCAUUGUUAGAAUUUACUGCACUCAUGGAAAACGAGGAAUUAAACAUUUUCAAGCAUCUGGGUACAGUGGAUGAGUUUAGGACUUUAUUGUGUCAGAACCUCUUGUGGAAUAAAGAAGGUAUAUACAGUUCAAAGAAAGAAAAGCUCGACUUAGCUAUCGUCGAUGGGUUUUACCUCAGUUAUUGCAUAUAUCUCAUUACUCACGUUCUAGAUUUACCACAUAUUUCUGUUAGCACGGCUUUUGAUGAUUGUACCCGCGCCUGUGUCAAAGUUUACUACCGACAUGUCCUUCUGGGAGCGACUGGCAAACGCCUUCUCCUACCUUAUGUGUUAUCUGUUAAGCAGAUACGCCAUGCAGCCAGAGAAAACGUGGAAAACAAUUUGGUCGAGGCUCUUAAAAGGCUUAACGUUACAGUUGUGUGGAAAUAUCCGAAGCAUGGGGACGACGGAAACAUUAAGAAAGUUUCCUGGCUACCUCAGAGUGAUUUACUGGGACAUUCCACAACCAAGCUGUUCAUCAGUCACGGUGACAACGGUCUCGUUGAGGUUAUCUACCACGGUGUGCCGACUCUCUACACUCCUCUUUUUGGUGAUCAAUUUGCGAACGCUAUGAGGGUUCAGUACUGGAAGAUAUAUUUGAUACAGUGGAGAAAAUUCAGAGUGGCCGAUGAGGAUACCAGAAUGGCGUUCUUUACAUCUCCUCCAUGA
This is a messenger RNA of Liolophura sinensis, 993 nucleotides long. RefSeq lists its product as uncharacterized. Lineage: Eukaryota; Metazoa; Mollusca; Polyplacophora; Chitonida; Chitonidae. Gene Ontology annotation, molecular function: UDP-glycosyltransferase activity. The record is from RefSeq and is a predicted model, not a curated record.